AUGGUGUCUGAAAUUGGUUUGGAUGUUCCUUUUCAAGAUUUUAAAUUAGACAAGAGAGCAGAAAAUGUUCAAAAUCGUUGGGAAUCUCGCCUUAUUAGAUACCAAAUCGCCAAUAUUUACAAUCCAAAAGUGAGAUUUUCAUUCAAUAAGUUGAGUGGUUCAGUUUUUAUAACAAGAAUGUAG
This is a messenger RNA of Meloidogyne enterolobii, 183 nucleotides long. The record is from the annotation of a GenBank genome assembly. Lineage: Eukaryota; Metazoa; Nematoda; Chromadorea; Rhabditida; Meloidogynidae.